Molecule: messenger RNA, 393 nt
Organism: Entrophospora sp. SA101
Lineage: Eukaryota; Fungi; Glomeromycota; Glomeromycetes; Entrophosporales; Entrophosporaceae
Source: the annotation of a GenBank genome assembly
AUGAGUAGUAAUAAUAAUAUUAAAGCAGUUUCAACUAAUAAAGCUCCAAGUGCAAUUGGACCUUAUUCGCAAGCAAUUAUUGCGAAUGAUUUUGUCUUUGUCUCAGGACAAAUUCCUGUUGUACCAGAAACCGGUAAUAUUAUAAGUGAUGAUAUUAAAGAACAAACGGAUCAAGUACUUAAAAAUUUAUCAAAUGUUUUACAAGCUUCUAAUUCCUCACUUGACAGAUUAGUAAAAACAACAGUAUUUAUUAAAGACAUGAAUGAUUUUGCAAGCGUGAAUGAAAUUUAUUCCAAAUUUUUUACUGAUCAUAAACCUGCUAGGGCUUGUGUGGAAGUUUCGAGAUUACCCAAAGACGUUAAAGUCGAAAUUGAAGGAAUUGCACUUGUUUAA